Molecule: messenger RNA, 3647 nt
Organism: Menidia menidia (Atlantic silverside)
Lineage: Eukaryota; Metazoa; Chordata; Actinopteri; Atheriniformes; Atherinopsidae
Source: the annotation of a GenBank genome assembly
GUGGCUUUAACGCUUUUGAUCCCCGAGGGACCUCGCGUUUUACAUUCCUGGCAUUCCGACCUCAGUCCCUCCUCGGUUACUUAUUAUCGCCGCCUGCUCGCUGCACACGCAUUUCACAGCGAAAGAGGAGCGCGGCAGCCCGUCAGUGUGUGUGAGGGGGAAAUAAGCAACAUGAGACCCGUUUGACUCGAAAAGAAACCACCGAUGGAAACCCUGGAAAUACCCAGAAUUUUACUUCGACAUUAAGGACUGCGUUUCGUUAUGAUGAGGACUUGAGACGGUUCACAUCCGACUGAGUUCCAUUGUUUUUACACUGACGACAAGCCGAUCUACUGAGAGCCAGAGACAGAGCGAAUUCACUGGUCCACGCAGCAGCAGCAUGUCUUCCGCUGAAGAGCCGUCUGGUACGGUCCUCCACCGGCUCAUCCAGGAGCAGCUCCGCUAUGGGAACCCCACGGACACCCGGACCCUAUUGGCCAUCCAGCAGCAGGCCCUGCGUGGAGGCAGUGGAAGCAACAGUGGGCCGGGCAGUGGUGGUGACAUGGGCAGGAGCCCGAGAUCCUCUCUGGAGAGCCUUAACCAGGAGGACCCGCUGCUGCCCCAGCUCUCAGCCAGGCAGGAGCCUCAGGGCCAGGAGCACCAGGGGGACUUCCAUCACUCUGAGAGCGGCUACCAGCUGCACGGGGAAAAGCUCCCCACCUACGAGCAAGCCAAGGCGCACUCUCAGUACCUGGCGUCUCACUGGGCCUCUAUGGACCCCAUCAGGCAGUUCCAGAAUGGCCAAAUCCUGCUGCACGAGGGGGCGUUCCACGAGGAGGCCGAGCUGCUGGAGCAGAAGUGCAGCCACGUGCGGUCCCUCAGCGAGCACCGCAUGCAGAUUUCUCUGGAGAGGAGGGAUGCCAGGGCCGAGGCCAUCAAGAUCAGCUCUCACAGCUAUCCCGAGCUUCCCUACUACGCCCCGCAGUGCGUCCAGAAUCUAGGGCCCGGCAUGGACAAACGCAGCCCGCCCCCAGAGUACACCGCCCCCAUUCAGGGCCAGGGAUUUAUCCCCCACCAGAUCCAAGAACCAGUUCUGACCCAGCAUCACAGGUAUGUCCAGUCUGGUCAGCCAGCUGAAGUCCCCUGCUUCAGCCCAUAUAACAGCCUGCCACCUGGUGGCCUGGAGGAACCCAACCAGGUGGAGCUGCUUCUGAUGGAGAAUGAGAGGCUCAGGCACGAGCUUGAAAGUCACAGGGAGAAGAGCGGCUGCAUUCAGAAGUUGGAGCAGGAGAUCAAGCGCAUUUCAGAGGCCUACGAGACGCUGAUGGAGGGCAGUAGUAAGAGAGAAAACCUGGAGCAGACGAUGAGGAGGAGACUGGUGGCCGAAAUCAGGCGGUUGCAGGAUUUCAACAGAGACCUUAGAGAAAACCUGGAAAAUGCCAGAACACAUGUUGCAAAAGAAGUUGAGGCAGCAGACCAUAACCAGCACAUCAUGACAAAACUCCUUGAACAAAACGAGGAGCAGAACUUUGAGCGGGAGCGCGUGGAGAGGGAGGUGCAGCGUGUGCGAGCGACCAUGGAGGAGCAGACCCUCCGGGCCAAGCGGCUGGAGGAGGCCCUGGAUGCGGCCCGAGGACGCGGGCGCCAGCUGGAGGAGGAGCUGAGGAGGAAGAGGGCGUACGUGGAAAAGGUGGAGAGGCUCCAGAGCGCCCUGGCUCAGCUGCAGUCCACCUGCGAGAAGAGGGAGAGCCUCGAGAUGAAGCUGAGGACGCGGCUGGAGCAGGAGCUGAGGAGCCUGAGGGCACAGCAGAGGCAGUCUCAGCCUCCAGGAGUGACCAUGGGCUCGCUUCAAGAGCGCCUGCGUGAGCGCGAGGAGCGGAUCUUGGCCCUUGAGGCUGACAUGGUGCGCUGGGAGCAGAAGUACCUGGAGGAGAGCACCAUGAGGCAGUUUGCAAUGGAGGUGGCUGCCACUGCCGCCGCCCAAAGAGACACCACCAUCAUUAACCACUCACCCUGCCACUCCUCUAACAACAGUUUCAACGAGGACCUGCCUGUAGUCGACCACAGGAAUCAGGAGAUGGAAAACAGGAUCCGCGCUCUUUAUGCCCAGAUCUUGGAAAAAGAUGCUGUGAUCAAAAUCCUCAAUCAGCGACUGCACCAAGAUCAAGGUCAGAAGGAGGAGCAAAGUCCCCGAACAAAUCUGCUCAAUGAGACGGGGUCACCUCUCAGACCUGCCUCCUCAACUCCCUCCAUCAGCUCCACUCUUUCAGAUGAUCAGACUUUGCCAAACCGUCAGUUCUCUGCACAGUCUGAGCCCCCAACGCUAGCCCGGCAGCUGGAGGCAGCAAAAGCCAAAGAGGCUGCCAGCACACCGAAGCUCAACAGUGACAAAGCAGCACCUAAGAGUUUGCCGUUAAACCCCUUCAGAGGCCUGGACGAGCUGGAGGCGGAGGCAGUGGAAAUCUUCAUUUGAGGAACUGUGAGGUGGAUUCUGAAUGAGGGAAAACAAAACAAUCCUCAGUACCUGUGAAGAGUGCACAAAUCGAGAACAAAGUACUGGAUCCAAGAAGAGAUUUUUUUCAGGAAAGAGGCCAUUGCAUAAAAAAAGAGGACCUUUUCACAACCUUGACAGAGCUGUGCUCCGACCCUCUUCUCUCACUGAGCCGGACAGCUGCCGGCAGUCUGCCCGGCGGGGUGAGAGUGCGUGAAUCUUCUUAGGUACUUGAACAGUAUUGUGGAUUGUAAUAGGGUAACGUGUUCUCAGCGAGUGUUUGCCAAAAUAUUUAUAUACUUCUCCCUACAAAUAAUUGCUGCUCUCCCCGUUUAUCGUCCCCCCCCCCUUUUUUUUUGAGUUACGAAGCCUAAUAUUUAUCUAAUCUGGUUUCCACAUUCCCCAAAUAUUAACUUAAGCCUUGAGUUCUUCUAGGCAAAUAUUCAGUUACAGGUUAUCAAUGUGACCUGCAUUCCUUCAGACAGAAAAAAAACGUUGUUUAAAUCCUAAGCAAUCUCACUCCCAUCUGAUAAAUGAUAUCGGUUUGGAAGGACUCCCUUUUGAUUAAUUUAAGAUGAUGACAAAGGAUUGAAUGCUCUUGCUGCUCAUAUUUCCUCAGCCCCAGUAGCUGGUUCUUCAGGGGUUUUCAGGCAUGUGAACAGUGACAUACUAAGUAAAUUUACACUCCAACACAUAUACACACAGGUUUGGAGCUUUGGGAUGUUGUAGAAUCAUGGUGUUGAGUUAACUGUCUAUUCCCCCACCCCCUCCUCUCAAAGUAUGUUUGUAUGUGUGAUGGUAGUUGGCGAGCAUGUGUCCUGACAUGGUGAUUCUGCUGGUUUGGUCAUCAGUGAGGGGCAAAGUGUGUGUUUUUUUUUUCUUUUUUGUUUUACUGUGAGCUUUGAACUAACAAACUGUUUAAUUAAUAUUAUUAUAUAUUUUAUACAGAUGUUUGUAAGGAUAUUUUAGAUAUUCUAGUGCUUUGAGCAGGAUACCAAAGAGUUUGUGUAUAUUAUUUGUAAGUUAUAUGGUGACAAUCAUGGUCUUGUCAAGCUGUACAAAACCAACCAUGUGUUGACUUCAAACAGACAUUUCUGUGGACUUUAAACAAUUUGGAGGUUGUCCCAGUUGGAUUCAUGCAACAUUUCAUGAAGCAAUAAAACGUUUGAUAUACAGU